Zygosaccharomyces rouxii is the source of this 729-nucleotide messenger RNA. RefSeq lists its product as uncharacterized. Lineage: Eukaryota; Fungi; Ascomycota; Saccharomycetes; Saccharomycetales; Saccharomycetaceae. The coding region runs from base 1 to 729 and encodes 242 amino acids. The transcript has a single exon. The record is from RefSeq and is a predicted model, not a curated record.
AUGGAAAGGCUUAAUACAUUAGGCUCAAGCUUACCACCUGAACAGCCACCUACAAAUCAAGUUAUCGAGUCCUUAAGUAGCGAACUUUCCCAGGAGUUCAAGCUAGCCGCCAAUGCAGUGACGAAACUUUAUAGAGUCGCUAACGAGCGUAAUUCACUGUUAAAGCAUCAAGGUUACUUGCAGUGCUUAGAAGAUAUAUUAUCAAUAAUGGGACAAAAUCCAUCGGCAUCCACCGAUGUGAUUCAUCUGUGGUGUUUAAAACAGAAAAAUGAGAUGCUUUCGCAUGGUAGUGGAAUUUCACCUGAUAGUUCAGCUACUACAAAUUCAAAUAAAUUUGAUUUCAAUUUUGAUAACCCAAAUGUGUCAAAUAUCAAUAAUACAGAUGUUAGUGUGCCGAAAUUCAGAUUGUCGAAUCCUCCACCGAGUGUUGAACACACGACCACGAAUCAUAAACCGAAAAAGACAAGAUGGAUUAAAAGGCAACCUACAUGGGCUAAAGAAGAUAAAAUAUUAAGAGAUGAUGAAAGUAUUGGAGAUGAUCAGCGAUCACCACACCGUAAAUCGGAUUCGGACAAAGUUCAAGAACACCAUAUUUAUCACCCGCAUCACCACCAUCAUCAUUACUACAAUGACAAUAAUGACAGGACCAAAAUGGGGACAGAACCAGAAACGGAUUUGGGGCCAAAGAAGAAGCAAAGGUUGGACAAGACUGAUUCCAUCGGGGAUUGA